AAAUCUAACAGAAGGAAAAGCAGAAGAAGAGGUCCACCGGAAGUCGAAAUAGAUGCCGGAUGUGGAUAAAGUAAAAAAACAUGGCGGCUGAUAGCGAUCCUGAGUCGGAGGUGUUUGAGAUUACCGAUUUCACCACUGCCUCAGAAUGGGAACGGUUCGUGUCCAGAGUGGAGGAGGUGCUAAAUGACUGGAAGCUAGUUGGUAACUCAGCAGGAAAUGUUUUGCCCCAGAAGGGUGCAUAUACCAGUGGCACCUGGGAGGAGAAGUCUCAGGACAUAAGUUUUGCUGACUUUAAGUUCUACAUAACUCACUACUUCCUCAAACAAGAAAGUGAGAAGGAUGAUGGGAAGGACAAGCUGGAGGAAGAUCCCUUCCCCCUGGCAAUGCAGGACCUUCUGUGUAUGAAUAAUGAUUUCCCGCCUCGAGCCCACUGCCUGGUCAGAUGGUAUGGUGUACGAGAGUUUGUAGUCAUUACCCCUGGAGCCAACUGUGAGGCCAUCAUCAGUGAGUCUAAAUGCAAUCUGCUUCUCAGUUCCAUCUCCAUCUCUCUGGCUAACAGUGGUUGCCAGAUACCCACAUUUGUGCAGGUCCAGCAGAAAUGGAGGCGGAUAUAUGCGGGUGAGUGUCAGGGACCAGGUGUGCGCACUGAUUUUGAAAUGGUUCACUUGCGCAAGGUACCGAGCCAGUACAACCACCUCUCUGGGCUGCUAGACAUCUUCAAGUCCAAGAUAGGUUGUUCUAUAUCAUCUUUACCUCCAGUCAAUAUUGCCAUUCGUUUUACCUACAUUCUUCAAGACUGGCAGCAGCAUUCAUGGCCCCAGCAGCCUCCAGACUUUGAUACACUUCUUGGAGGCGAGGUUGGUGGUGUGGAGUUUGGAAAGCUUCCAUUUGGAGCCUGUGAGGAGCCGAUUAGUGAGCUUCAUCUUGCAACAACAUGGCCUCAUCUGACAGAAGGGAUAGUAGUGGAUAAUGAUGUCUACAGUGACCUUGACCCUCUUCAAGCUCCUCACUGGUCAGUCAGACUGAGGACAGCUGAAAACCCUCAGUGUUUACUUGGCGAUGUUCUGACCGAGUUUUUUAAGCUCUGCUGUAGGAAGGAAUCUACAGAGGAGGUUCUGGGAAGAGGAUUGGCUGACGAUGAAGGAAAAGAAAACAAUGACAUCAGUGCUGCUUUGUCCAAGCUGACAGAGCCGUCAACAACAGUGCCUAUCUCUAAACUGUCCGUCUCUAAUAUGGUGCACAGUGCCCGAAAGCAUAUCCGGCGCCACAGACGCAUUGACGAGUCCCCACUCAACACUGACAUACUGAAUUCUGUCCUUCUGUAUCUCUUCCCAGAUGCUGCUGUGGAGAAGUCAUCAGAGAAUGGAAAGGGUAAAACAGCCCAGGCAAACCCCUGUGGGAAAGCCGAGCACGAUAACCUUUAUCUCCAGCUGAAGUCGGCGCCCAGUGACAGUCUGACCUACCGGCUGGCUCUGUGUGUGUGUCUGGUGAACUAUUACCACGGUGGCCUGAGGGCCGUCGCCCAUCUUUGGCAGGAGUUUAUUCUAGAGCUGCGCUACCGCUGGGAAAACAACUACCUCAUCUGUGGACUCUCUGGUGGACCUCCUGAUCUUCGCUGCUGUCUUUUGCAUCAGAAGCUCCAGAUGCUGAACUGCUGCAUUGAGAGAAAAAGGUCCAGAGAUGAAGCUCGCAAGGUGCUAGAAGGCAGUGAAAAGGAGCGCAGGGUGUCCAGUGGCUCCCGCUCCAGACCAGACUCUGCAACUGCAAGGACACUUGGGUCCACCUCAACAAAAGAGGCCUCUCCAGGGAAAUCCUGGGAGUCUUGGAGUGAUAGUGAGGAUGAGUUCUUUGAGUGCUUUAGUGACCAGGGGGAGGUUGAGGCUCCACCUGCUGAUGAACAAAAGGAUGGGAGUAAAACUAAAGCGGAGGGCAGGCUGCAGCCUUAUAAUAACAUGACUCUCCUCAAGUCCCCUGAGCUGCUCUACAUCCCCAUCACACAGGAACCCGCUCCCAUGACAGAAGAUUUGUUAGAGGAGCAGUCAGAAGUACUGGCUAAACUAGGAACAUCAGCAGAGGGUUCCCACCUCCGCGCUCGGAUGCAGAGUGCCUGUCUACUGUCUGACAUGGAAUCCUUUAAGGCAGCGAACCCAGGCUGUGUUCUAGAGGACUUUGUGCGCUGGUACUCUCCAAGGGAUUAUGUAGAAGAGGAGGUUGUUGAUGAGAAAGGCCACACAGUGGUAGAAGGAAAGCUCAGCACCAGGAUGAUGAUUCCAGGCAACAUGUGGGUGGAGACGUGGCAGACAGCCAGGGUUGUACCUGCACGCCGCCAGAAAAGACUGUUCGACGACACAAAAGAAGCUGAAAAGGUUCUGCACUAUCUGGCGGUUCAGAAGCCUGCAGACGUUACUCGCCAUCUCCUGCCCUGCAUUUUCCAUUCAGCAAUUCUGAAGCUAAAGGAGGAAGAGUCAGUAGAAGAUGUUCCAUCAGUGAAAAAAAGUCUUCAGCAAGCGACAUCUCAAGGAAGCAAGCUGCUCCAUCCCACCACCCAGGACUACAAAAAGCUAGAGGAUUUCAUUAACCAGUUGAUUGCCAUGGAGACAGUCGUCACUCAAGCUCGCUCACUCAAGGCCAAGUUUGCCAUUACUGAGAGUGAGAAUGCAGAGGACGCAGAUGAACUAAAGAAAUUUGUGACCUCUCUGCUGGAAGAGCCAGAUGUGGAGGUGAUUGGAGCUGGCCAGAGUCCGACCGGCAGGAUCAUCUACAGGCUGUUUGCUAAAGCUCAAAAGCUCGCUGACUUCACCAGUGAUGAGGCUACCCUUCUGGCACCGCUGGACGAAGACAUGGAGGUGGACAGAAGACCAACAGGAGGAAGCAUCAAAGUGCCUGACUUCCCUUCCGCAGCAGGCCGGGAGAUUAUCUUGCGUACAUGUGUCCCGAGGCCAGCACCGUAUUCCAAAGCUUUGCCUCAGCGUCUGUUUUGUGUGCUGAUGAAGGAAGAAUUCCGACUGGCAGGGGCCUUCUCCUCAGACACUUCUUUCUUCUAAGAUGAAAUACAUACGGUGAUUAAUCUAAAACAAGGUUCCAUGUAAUGAUGAGCUAGAAAUAGGACUGUUGUCAAAUGACUGUUUGCUUGUAGCAGCACUUUUAACACAACGGCCGAAUAUAAUGAGCCGUACCGUCUGAAAUAGCCAUUAAGACGACACUAUAUUGAACCUUAAAACAAUAAAACAUGCUACUUGUUUAGACACCUAGUUAUCAUGAUUCCUUCAUGCUUAUCAAGUUGCAUAUGUAGAUAAGUUAAUGGUUAAGUCAUGAACUACUUCUUCCCCUCACAGUGAGUGCAUCUAUUCCUUUCUCCCCUUCCUGCAGAAACAUUUGAUUUGCACACUCCAAAACUAGGUUUUUACAUUAAGAUGUCGUAAAUAACAUAAAACACACCAUAAAACAAUUUGAUGCACAAAGUUGCAUUGUUCCAUUUUGUGAAUAUGGGCCAUGUUUAUUUUAAUCCAGCAUCUUUUGUGUAAAUAUGUAUAAAUUAAACAUUACCUGACUACAUGCCAGAUGUAAAAAUG
Messenger RNA from Betta splendens (Siamese fighting fish), 3572 nucleotides. RefSeq names its product RAB3 GTPase activating protein subunit 1 (gene rab3gap1). NCBI's taxonomy places the organism in Eukaryota, Metazoa, Chordata, Actinopteri, Anabantiformes, Osphronemidae. Gene Ontology annotation, molecular function: GTPase activator activity. The transcript is spliced from 25 exons. The record is from RefSeq and is a predicted model, not a curated record. Gene Ontology annotation, biological process: positive regulation of GTPase activity. The coding region runs from base 81 to 3044 and encodes 987 amino acids.